Messenger RNA from Ilex paraguariensis (yerba mate), 2211 nucleotides. NCBI's taxonomy places the organism in Eukaryota, Viridiplantae, Streptophyta, Magnoliopsida, Aquifoliales, Aquifoliaceae. The record is from the annotation of a GenBank genome assembly.
AUGGAUUUCUCGGUAAAGUGGAAGUCGCUAUGGCCAAUAUCAUCCGUAUUCUUACCCCCACUCCUCCUCUCACCCACUAAAAUCGAACCUCUAAUCUUCAACCCAUCGCCAACUACAUUCACCCAACUCUUCUCUUCCCCUUAUCUCUCCCCUCUUCUCCUUCCUCCUUUCCCCAAUCUCUCUCUUACGAGAUUCCUCCAAACUUGCACCGUAGACUCUUUUCUCUUACCUUCCACACGCACAUCUAUUGCUACCCAGUUUGGGCCUCAAGUCCCUGACCCAUCACCACUACUCCACAACCGCAUUCAAUUGCUCCGAUGCCAUGGAAUUGCGUCUGUUGUUGCAUUUUUUCCUACUAGCGAUAACUCUGAUCAAGUAGGGUUUGUGAUUCUCCCAGUGAAAGAUACCCAGUUGGAUGUUAGAGCUUUGGGUGACAGUGGGGAUGUUUUUGUAGCAGAAACUAAGUUGAAUCAACGUAUUCUGAGAUUAUUGGUGAACCCAGUUGCCGACUUUGAUUUUUUGUGUUCUAGUUCAGAGAGUGGUGAAUUUUUCUUGUUUGAUUUGGAUUCUUGUUGUAAAACCAGGGGUUUGAUUAAGAGAUUUUUGGGAAAGAAGCUAAGAAUUUUAUGGAGUGAUUUCGUUGAUUUGGAGAAGGGGCAGUGGUUGAGUUGUGAAUUUAGCUGGCAUCCGAGAAUUCUGAUUGUUGCUCAUUCUAGUAAUGUGUUUUUAGUUGAUUCGAGGUCAGAGGGAUGCAGUGUCACCCCUUUAAUGAAGAUUUACAGAUUGGUUAUGGGUAAUCCUAUGAGGAGUGAUCAAUUUGUUGCAUUAGCUAGGGCUGGUUCUGAUGGAUUUUAUUUUACUAUGGCCUCCAAUUACUUGCUAAUUUUAUGUGAUGUAAGGAAGCCACUCUCAUUAUCUGGUCGUGGUUGUAACUGUGGAAGUUGUCUUGUAAGUGAAAAAUUCCCAAAGGAUGCUCUUCCUGAAUGGAUUGAUUGGCGGCAGAAGAACGAAAUAGUUUUGGGGUUUGGCAUCCUCGAUAAAAACCUCUCUGUUCAGUUGUAUGAGCCAGAUAGUUUCGGUGGAUUUUUAGUGAUUAGGAGGAUGUCCUCAGGAAAGCUUGAAUUGCAAACAUACUGUGCCGCUUGGGAAUUUUUGAAUAAUUCAGAAGCCCACAAAGGAUCAUCUCUUCAUUUUGAAGAUUCUCUUUUGUAUUCAGUAGAUGACGAGGAAUAUAACUUUCCCAAGAAGUUUCAGUACCUGAAAUGUGACUAUCUUGAGGGUAGUUUGAAAGAUAAUCUUGCCAAAGUCCUGGUUAAUAAAUUCAGAAAGCUCGGUGAAUGUCCUGGCGGAAAGGACUCUUCUGAGUCAGACUUCCAUCAACAUAUAUGUCAGAAGUCGAAGGCUUAUGGGUUCACCAAAUUGAGAUCCUCUCCUGCAAUUUACGACGUUUUGAAGUACAUCAACUCGCCAACUAUCAUACAUGAUACUGCUUUAAAGAGCAUUUGGGCUGGCUUGCCUAUAAGUAUUUUACGUUCAGCUUUCUCCACCUACUUUGACCUCCUUGAAGUUCUUAUGAACCACAAAAAGGUAACCCCAGAAUUUUUGGAUAUUCUGAAUCAAGGCCAAUUGCCACCUUUUCCCUUGCGGAAGCCUUCAUGUCGUAGUAGUAAGUGGUCACACAAAAUGCAGCCUAGUGAUGCUUUAGUUAGACCAAUUGUUCCUAUUCGUGUUUUGAUUAUACUUCGUAAGCUUUAUGAGGCCGAGGAAAUAGAUGGAUUGUCUGCUAACACGGAGCUUGAACUUCACUGCAAUAAAGUCAUGCAGGUAGCCAAUGAAGUUGAUGCAUCGACUUCUGGUUCUGGGCUUCAUAAUGAACAUGUUGUUUCCCUUGCCGAUGAUACAGAAGAGACGUGUUAUGUCUCUCAAAACGAAAAGUUUUAUUCUUUGCAUGAACCAGUUGUGUUUUCAGGCAAGCUCUCUACUAUUGAUCCAACCCCAAGGAGUUCUAGAUGUGAGAAUGAGAGAUUUACAACCUUAAUUUUCAAAAAGCAUCAGGAACUUGUCUCCAAUUCCAAAAUGAAGAUGGGUGGACUAGAACUAUUUGACAAGUGGUGCCCAUCAGAGUUGAAGUUUAAUGAUCGUGCCAUGAACUUUGGGCUGAAGGAGCUAAAAACUUACAAAUUGUUGAUGCGCCACGACAAAAAAUUUUAG